Messenger RNA from Aethina tumida (small hive beetle), 1697 nucleotides. Its product is annotated as juvenile hormone esterase. The coding region runs from base 1 to 1644 and encodes 547 amino acids. The transcript is spliced from 9 exons. NCBI's taxonomy places the organism in Eukaryota, Metazoa, Arthropoda, Insecta, Coleoptera, Nitidulidae. The record is from RefSeq and is a predicted model, not a curated record.
AUGGGGCUAUCUCCAGCAACUGUUUUAAUUACACUCUUUACCAUUAACCAAGCUUUGGACAAGAAUGGACCCAACCCAAUUGUUAAAUUGCCAGAUGGUUCAAUAGAAGGCAAAAGUCAAGCUAAUCCACAUGCACCAGGUACUCAUUACUUCUCUUUCGAAGGAAUACCAUACGCAAAGCCACCUUUAGGAAGCCUGCGAUUCGAGCCUCCACAACCCAAUGAAAAAUGGAGUGGCGUCCUUAAAACCCUAACCAACAGAAGUUCUUGCAUCCAACAAAACGGAGAUGGAUCCGAGGAUUGCCUGUACCUUAACGUCUUCACCCCCACUUUGAACACUUCGUCGAAUUUACCAGUGAUGGUUUGGAUUUUCAGUGGAGGCUUCAUAAACGGCGACGGUUCAAGAUACAGAUACAACCCCGAAGCCCUUUUGGCCGAUGGUGUCGUUUAUGUCGCCAUGAACUACAGACUGGGCAUAUUUGGGUUUUUGAGCACCGGUGAUGUGGUCAGUCCCGGUAAUUACGGUCUCAAGGAUCAGGUUUUGGCCUUGAAGUGGGUGCAAAAAAACAUUGGCUUGUUUGGAGGUGAUCCCAAGAGGGUUACAAUCUUCGGUUUGAGCGCUGGCUCCGUGUCGGUGUCUUAUUUGGUGCAAAGUCCAGCAGCAAGAGGUUUGUUUUAUGCUGCGAUGAUGCGGAGCGGCGUUAGCAUUAACGUUUGGUCGUUGAGCAGGCACUCCAGACAGCUUGCCUUUUUAAUAGCCGCCAGCCUCAAUGUGGACAUCACCAAUUCGUAUACGUUGAAAGAAGGUCUUAAGAAGAUCGAUGCUCACAAGUUACAAGCAUGUUCUGGCCCUGAGUUUAUUGCCACUCAAAUGUUUGACAAUCCCUUGGAUGGUUUGAACUUUUCCCCAGUUAAAGAACCAGUCCACGAAGGAGCCAUAUUUACCGGUGAAAGCUACAGGCAGGUGAAAAACGGGGAAUUCACACGUGUGCCUUUAAUGAUUGGACACACAAGUGAAGAAGCUGAAGAUGUUUAUUUUUUCUUACCUGACAUAAUGGUGCCCUCCUUCCUUCAAAAUCCUGAGAAUGUUGUGGUGGGUGACUUAAAUGUUACAAACCCGUUGGAGAAAUUCCUAAUUGGGAAACAAAUUGAAAGAUACUAUGGACUAAAUCCACUACUUAUAGAUAGAACAGCUGCAACAAAUUACGUCAGUGAUAUUUUUUUUAACAAUGGCAUUACUCAAGCCGUCCAGCUUCAAUCCAAAUACGUCCCGGUGUACUUUUACAUUUAUUCCUACGGUGGUUCCUUCUUAAAUGUUUCAGAUGCAGAUGUUGGACAUGCUGCAGACUUACCAUUUAUUUUCCCAAUCAGUGCCGUAAAUUCUCCUAGUGAUGUUUUGAUGAGGAGAAGGAAUGUCAGAUUGUUAACCAACUUUGCCAAAUACAGAAAUCCCACACCCCAACGAGAGGAACUUCUCCAAAACAUAAUUUGGCCAAAGACUAAUUACCCCACGACCUUCGAGAACCUGGUGUACUUGAACAUAAGUGAUCCCUUAAAACUUGAAAGCAAUUACGACACCCCCAACCUAGAAUUUUGGAGGAACUUGUACUUUAGAUCUGGCAACCAACCCUACGACACAUACUGAGAAUUAAACUAAAACAUAAAACACUUUUGCUGAUUACAUACAUAAUUAAAAUA